AUGAAUAAUCUUUUUGCUGGCGAUUUGAUCAACUCUUAUUCUUCGUCGGCACUUUCCUGUGUCGUUUUUAUUUACAUGAUGAACUUGUUAUUUCUCCUCUCUCCGUUAGCAAACGCGGUCUUUACCGCCGCAGAACUAGCCACCACCACACACUAUAGUGAUGGCCUGGUUGGCGCCUGUGGCUGUGGAGACAGUUCAGGAGCAUACUCAUGGCAGCUAAAGCCAGCACAGUUCGGCAUCGGGAACGCUACCUACACCGCUGCGGGCUCGCAGGCACUCUUUGACUCUUCCGGAGAAGGGUGGUGCGGCUCCGGCUGCGGCAAAUGCUACCGACUGACAUCGACCGGGGUGUCCGCCUGCCCUACCUGCGGUGAAGGCGGCGAAGCAGGUAGAAGCAUCACGGUGAUGCUCACAAACCUAUGCCCCUACGUGACGAACGAGGAGUGGUGCCCAAAUGCAGGCGGUAUAAAUGCCUAUGGAUACGCCCAUCAUUUCGACAUCAUGUCUCCUGAUGUGAUCUUCGGCGACAAUGUCGUGGUGGAAUUUAGCCAAGUUGACUGUCCGCUGGUAGCAAGGAUGGAUUGGAGGAGGUGCGAGUGUUCUAGUCGUCCAUGA
This is a messenger RNA of Aspergillus ochraceoroseus IBT 24754, 615 nucleotides long. RefSeq lists its product as uncharacterized. Lineage: Eukaryota; Fungi; Ascomycota; Eurotiomycetes; Eurotiales; Aspergillaceae. Bases 1 to 615 code for a protein of 204 amino acids. The record is from RefSeq and is a predicted model, not a curated record. The transcript is spliced from 4 exons.